AUGUCUUACGAUCCUCGAACCACGGAUGAGGCAUCGCCGAAUGCCACCUUUUCCACGGUUCCUCAACCUGCAACCGGUGCAACGGGCAUUCCUGGUGCGUUCUUUCCUCCACUCCCCGAUUCACUGGUUGACACUUCCUCCUUCCUUCUCCCCCGUUUAUCCCAAAACUAACUUGAGGAUUUGCCUUUUAAAACGGCAGCGAAUCCGACACCCCCGCCCCCAACGAUUCACAAAAGGACCUACCAGGCCUGUAUUCCCUGCCGGCAGAGAAAGGUUCGCUGCGACCUCGGCUCCGUGGAAGCCCCGCACGACCCGCCCUGCGUCCGCUGCCGUCGCGAAUCCAAAGAGUGCUACUUCUCCGCUACGAGACGCAAGACGAGGACCCCUAGUGCGGACGAGGUUGGAAUCGGUCGCGGCCGCGGCACCAUCCGCGGCGUGGUCAGGAAACACGAGGAUGAUGAGGAAGUGCUCUCACCGAUCAAACGCUCCCGCUCAAUUGGCCACGGGGAAUUCGCGAAUUCCCCAUCCUAUUCACCCGGCUUUGCGGGAAAGCCCUUCGUCACGCCCAUCGAUCCGCGGCUCGCGGAGCGAGAUGGGGAUGUCGACAGCAGGGACGGGGACACGGCAACGGCCGCUGAAACUCUGCUCCAGACGCCCGUUUGCAAUUCGCACGAGGCGCUGUUGACACUUAUUGAGGCAGCGGGGAGGGAUGCGCCGUUGUCCACUGGCGGGAAAUCUCCCAGCGAUUCGGAUGGGGAAGGUGAGAAGGAUGUCGGUGUCGGCAGGUCGCCAACCACACGGAAUGGGGUUGGAGUUCGGUUCUCCUCGGCGGACGAUAAUAGUUUCUCCCCGUAUUCUCGCAGGCGGGUGGGAAGCAAUUCCACCACUUCUCCCGGAAUGCAGGUUGCCCGACCAGGGACCGCCGGGGGUCUGAGCAUCAGCACCGUUCACGAGGAUAAGGAUGGGCUGGAAAAGGCUAUUCGGGCAUGGAAAAAGUUUCGGUUUGUCAGGGCGGGCUGGUUCACCGCCAGGGAGGCAAUUCAAUAUGUUGAAUAGUAAUCCCCCACUUUUUUCACCCCGAAUCGAGACACAUGUACACUUUUUCUGACCUGAGCGAUAAGCUUCUACAAACAUCUACACCCGUUGUCGCCGACCCUAACCUCGCCCUCCCUGCAAUACAUCUCCCACCCUAGUCACCAUCCCUCACUCCUUCGCUUAGAACCCUUCCUGACGACCAUCAUCCUUCUGAUAACAUCACGGUACGUGGUCCUCCCGGGCCCAGGGGGUCAAUCAAGAUCGUCUGCGAUUCACGACCAACUAUGGCGCGAAGUGCGCGGCGGAUGCGAAGGGCUCAUGUGGGGCGGCGGCUGGGGCAGUCUUGGCACGCCGGGCAGCAGCAACUACUCGGGCGCACGCAGCGCAAAAGUGGCGCGCGGACUGCGCACACUAGGGACGGUGGAAGGCUUGUUGAUACUCACGGAAUGGCACGUACGCGGGCUCCACUUCCCAAUGGACGUGGAAGAGGGCGACUGGAUGGUGGAUUCAUCCGACAGCGAGGAGUGCGAGACUUCGCACACCCGAAGGAAAGCACGCAGGGGUGGAGGCGUGGUGGAAGGCUUGAGCGACCGCAUCGAAAACAUACUAGAGCCGGCAUAUCGCAGUGACCGGAUGAGUUGGAUGUUGCUGGGCAACGCCCUGGCGCUGGCGUACGAGCUCGGCGUCUUCGACGAGAUAGACGAGCCGGCCUCUACUACCCCCGCGCACCUCCCCUCCAUAGAGCCACCCCCGCCGGACACGGGCUACCGUCUCCGCUUCCAGAGGAUCCAGAAGCUUCUCCUCGUCUAUGUCCUCCAGCUCGCCUCGCGCCUCGGCUGGACGAGCAUGAUCCCGCGACACAUCACCCAAUCCGUCCGACAUAACCUCAACUCCGCCGGCGCUUCCCCGGACAGCGUGGCCAUGACUGGCCGGUGGGAUAGCCAGGAUGAACUCCAGGACGUGAUCUUCCACAGCUGGGUUGACCUAACAAUGCUGAUGAAGUCCUCGGCGGAAAAGCUCUUCCCCUCGCGCCGGGAGACCAAGAACAUCAUGCGGACGGGCCGCUACGUGGAGCUCCUAGAGCACUUCCAGCCCAGGCUGAGGGACUGGAAGCGCGACUUCGACGCCCUCAACCUCCCGAGCCCAAUCCACCACAUCCUCAGCAUGGAGUACGAGCACGUACGGUUUUACAUUAACUCCCUCGCCCUCCAGGCGGUCGUGGACCGGUGCACAGUGAAUAACAGCACGAAAACCGCAAUGACGCAGGUGAAUACGAAGGACGUAGCUUUCAUAAAGGAAGUCGUCGACGCUUCCCGCGCUCUGCUAUCCUGCGUCGUGAACGAGAUGAGCCCUGGAGGAUACCUCAAGCAUGCACCGGUACGGAUCUACCUACGGAUUCUGGGCGCGAGCAUGUUCCUACUAAAGACUCUCGCGCUCGGCGCGAAGCAGGAGGAUGUCACGACUAGCAUGGAUCUCAUCCAUUAUACAAUAAUCGCGCUCCGCGCCGCCAGCAUCGACGAUGUGCACCUUGCGCUACGCUUCGCGGAUUUGCUAGAGACAUUGACGAACCGUAUCAAGGACCGGUUCGUCAGGAUUAAUCCCAACAACGCAACUACUAAUGCUACUACCGGUACAUCCGCGAAUACGCCCCCACCGCAGGCUGCGUCGCCAAGGGUAGGGGUUGGGGCGCCCCCGCCUCCGGCUCCUGGCAUGCUGCAGGCCGACGUGUCCGGGGGAGGGUAUGAUUGCGUUGGAGCGGAGAUACAGGAUACUGAGUUCAUGCUCCAUGGGUAUGACGAUUGGCUGGCGCUCCCGAUCGAUCCUAUUAUUGGCGCCGGGUUCGAUGCCGGCGUUACGCAGAGUCAGAUG
Messenger RNA from Tuber aestivum (summer truffle), 2904 nucleotides. The record is from the annotation of a GenBank genome assembly. Lineage: Eukaryota; Fungi; Ascomycota; Pezizomycetes; Pezizales; Tuberaceae.